AUGAAACUCUUACUUGCUUUCGCCGUGGCUACUCUAGCUACAGCCAGCUCCAUUGCCUUUCCUUCGAACCAUCCUCCAACCGAGUGGAGGCUCGCCGGUCCCAAUGGUGACCAAGCUCCCUGCCCGAUGCUAAAUGCCCUGGCAAACCAUGGCUACCUCCCCCACAACGGCAAAUACAUCGGAGAAGAGACCAUCGUUCAAGCAUUCGCAACAGUCCUGAACUUCGAAAAGGUCUUUUCUCAAACCCUCUUCAAGAAUGCCCUGACCACAAAUCCAAAUGCCACGACCUUCUCACUGGCGAAUCUCACACCUCUUCUAUCUACUAGUCGGGAAGACUUCUAUUUCGGCGACGACCACAGCUUCAACCAGACCAUCUUCGACGAAACACGCUCCUACUGGGGCGAUGGACCAACUGCCCUCAUCGGCCCCGAAACCGCAGCCAAAGCCCACCGAGCCCGAGUCAACACGUCGAAUCGAAAGGUCCCAGCUUUCAAACUAGCCGACACGGGCAAAGGCAACAGCAUCGGCGAAUCAGCCGCAUAUCUCCUCGUCCUUGGGAACAAGACAACGAGCAUUACUAGGAAAGCCUGGGUCGAGUAUCUGUUCGAGCUCAAGAAGCGAUAUCUUUGUCGGAUUUGGGGGUAUUAUUCGGAGGGGUUUUAA
Molecule: messenger RNA, 663 nt
Organism: Penicillium manginii
Lineage: Eukaryota; Fungi; Ascomycota; Eurotiomycetes; Eurotiales; Aspergillaceae
Exons: 4
Coding region: 1-663 (220 amino acids)
Molecular function (GO): peroxidase activity
Source: RefSeq, a predicted model, not a curated record